AUGGCGAACCAGUUGGAGAAUUUGGUGGAGUCGAUAAAGUCUAAGGUUCGUGCCCUAAAGAAGUCCAAGAAGAAGCCAUACAUUAAAAUGGAUAAGAGCUCAAGCGUCAAGAUUGAGAUCCGUAGCAAGCAAGCUCGUAAGCUCAUCGACAAAACCCUCAAAGCCGCUGAUCGUCCCGGUAAACAUAGCAUUCCGAUGUGGUAUGUUGGACCAACCAGAAGCAAACAUUUGGCAUACUCUGCCAACAAGUGCAGAGGUGAUAAUGCUCGGUCUCAGAGGAUGUCCUCAGGGAUGUGGUAUGUUGGACCAACCAGAAGCAAACAUUUGGCAUACUCUGCCAACAAGUGCAGAGGUGAUAAUGCUCGGUCUCAGAGGAUGUCCUCAGGGUAG
This is a messenger RNA of Ilex paraguariensis (yerba mate), 390 nucleotides long. NCBI's taxonomy places the organism in Eukaryota, Viridiplantae, Streptophyta, Magnoliopsida, Aquifoliales, Aquifoliaceae. The record is from the annotation of a GenBank genome assembly.